AUGGAGUACUUCAGUCUCAAGCGCUCCACGGCUGCCGACCGUGGCCAAUCAAAUCUCUCCAGCAAGGUCUACGUGCGAUCAACAAAAAGCGGCAAAGUCCAAAAAAUUGUCAGAGAGCUCUAUCUACGACAGGACAUUCCCUGUUCAUCGAACCUCUGCAGAGCAUGUCUCGAAAUUGCGCCCGCUGACUACUCCAAGAAGACAUCUCCUUUCGUCCUGUCCGACACACCAGCAGGAUCAAAGCAUUUUCCAAAUGGCCAAUAUCUAGUUCCAGACACCAAUGCCCUCCUCACGGGCAUGGACCUGUUUGAAGUCGAAACUGCCUUUCAUGAUGUCAUUGUGCUGCAAACCGUGCUCGAGGAGGUUAAGAACCGCUCGUUGCCGCUUUACCACCGCUUGAUAUCUCUGACUAAGAAUGAGGGCAAGCGCUUCUACGUCUUUUUCAACGAGUUCAGGCAAGAGACAAAUGUAGUCCGAGAGCCCGGCGAGACGAUCAAUGACCGCAAUGACCGGGCAGUGCGCAAAGCUGUUCAAUGGUACAACCAGCACAUCACCGACGCUGUCAAAGCACAAAGCAAGACGCAGACUCGCAUCCCCACCGUCGUCAUGAUUACUGAUGACAGGGACAAUCUGCGCAAAGCCAAAAACGAGGAUGUGCCUGGUCUGACAUUAUCCGACUUUGUCUCCGGCUUGGAAAACUCUGAUGAACUUCUCGACAUGAUUAGUGCUGCGCAAGAACAGCGCGAAGUCAGAUCAAAAAAGGCAGAAGUCUUCUACUCGGAGCACUACUCCGUCUCAAAAAUGAUGACGGGGGUAAAAGCCGGAACUUUACACCAGGGGAUCUUCAACGUUUCACCAUACAACUACCUCGAAGGCUCUGUGCAUGUACCUGCUUUCGACAAGUCACUCCUCAUCUUAGGACGUGAAAACAGCAAUCGUGCAGUCUCUGGUGAUGUUGUCGUCGUCGAAGUACUGCCUCAAGAUCAAUGGAAAGCACCGUCUACAAAAAUUAUCGAAGAGGAGACAGUGAACAAGAACGACAACGCUGAGGCAGAAGAGGGGGAGAACGUUAUUCCCGUGAGGGAGCGACGAGCAUUACAAGAGGAGGUAAAACGGGUCCACGGUCAGAGCACAGAAGGACGGCCGCAGCCGACAGCACGGGUUGUGGGCAUCAUCAAGCGUAACUGGCGGCAAUACGUGGGCCAUAUCGACCGCGACUCGGUCCGUUCUUCAUCAAAAUCAAGUAGACAGCAACAAACUGUCUUCCUCGUCCCUAUGGACAAGCGCAUACCCAAGAUCCGUAUACGAACACGGCAGGCUGGAGAGCUCCUUGGUCAGCGCGUUCUGGCAACCAUCGACUCCUGGGAAAAAGAUUCGCGGUAUCCGGUUGGCCAUUUUGUUCGAUCACUUGGUGAACUUGAAUCAAAGGGCGCAGAAACUGAGGCUUUACUACUCGAGUGGGACGUGCAAUACAAGCCAUUCCCCAAGACAGUCUUGGAUUGUUUACCUGCGGAAGGCCACGACUGGAAAGUACCCGCUAACAUGGAUGAUCCGGGUUGGAGAGGGCGCAAGGAUCUUCGCGAUCUUCUAGUCUGCUCUAUCGAUCCUGUCGGCUGUGUCGAUAUUGAUGAUGCUCUCCACGCCCACAAACUGCCAAACGGUAACUACCAGGUCGGUGUUCACAUCGCCGAUGUAUCACACUUUGUCAAGCCGAAUAACGCAAUGGACAAAGAAGCCAGUCAGCGUGGAACGACGGUAUAUCUGGUCGAUAAACGCAUAGACAUGCUUCCCAUGCUUCUUGGAACAGAUCUGUGCUCGUUGAAACCAUACGUUGAGCGAUACGCCUUCUCUGUGAUUUGGGAAAUGACAGAGGACGCUGAUAUUGUUGCUUCUCACUUCACAAAGUCCGUCAUUCGCUCAAGGGAGGCUUUUAGCUACGAACAAGCUCAGAUUCGAAUAGAUGACCAGUCACAAACCGACGACCUAACAAAGGGCAUGCGGACGCUGCUCAUGCUCUCGAAGAAGUUGAAGCAAAAGCGAAUGGAUGCAGGAGCACUGAAUCUUUCCUCGCCAGAGGUCAAGGUCCGAACGGAAUCCGAGACGUCAGACCCAGCAGACGUGCAGACCAAGAAGCAUCUUGACACCAACUCGCUCGUAGAAGAGUUCAUGUUGCUCGCCAACACAAGUGUCGCCGCGAAGAACUAUGAGGCCUUUCCACAAACAGCUCUGUUGCGCCGUCACGCAGCCCCGCCUAAAACAAACUUUGAGGAGCUUGACAACCAGCUCAAGGUGAAGAAGGGAAUGGAAAUCAAGACGGACAGUUCCAAGGCUCUGGCCGACUCGCUCGACAAGUGUGUUGACCCUAACAACCCCUUCUUCAACACUCUAGUCAGAAUCAUGGCUACACGCUGCAUGAUGUCCGCGGAGUACUUUUGCGCAGGUACACAAGCAUAUCCAGAGUUUCGACAUUACGGUCUGGCCAGCGAAAUUUACACCCACUUCACAUCUCCUAUUCGUCGUUAUGCUGAUCUCGAAGCGCAUCGUCAGCUUGCUGCUGCCAUUGAAUACGAGCAAUUAGACGCCAGUUUGCAAUCAAAAGCCAAACUCGAAGCCGUAUGCAAAAACAUCAAUGUUCGUCACCGCAAUGCCCAAAUGGCUGGCCGAGCUUCGAUCGAGUACUACGUCGGCCAGGCGCUCAAGGGCAAGGAUAUCAACGAGGAAGGGUUCAUCAUGAAGAUUUUUUCCAAUGGCUUUGUGGUGUUUGUGCCGCGCUUUGGUAUUGAGAGCCUUAUCCGCUUGAGGGAUCUUGCGACUCCAGAGCCAGAGGCCGACUUCGAUGCUGAAAACUAUGUACUCAAUAUCAAGAGCGAUGUCAAGAGGAGCGUUGAAUUGUUUGAGAAGGUCACUGUCAGGAUUACGGAUGAGCUUGAAGAGAGCACUGGCAAGAGGAAGGUCAAGUUGAGUCUGGUCUGA
Messenger RNA from Bipolaris zeicola 26-R-13, 2973 nucleotides. RefSeq lists its product as uncharacterized. NCBI's taxonomy places the organism in Eukaryota, Fungi, Ascomycota, Dothideomycetes, Pleosporales, Pleosporaceae. Gene Ontology annotation, molecular function: 3'-5'-RNA exonuclease activity; RNA binding; endonuclease activity. The record is from RefSeq and is a predicted model, not a curated record. Gene Ontology annotation, cellular component: nuclear exosome (RNase complex); cytoplasmic exosome (RNase complex). Bases 1 to 2973 code for a protein of 990 amino acids. Gene Ontology annotation, biological process: rRNA catabolic process. The transcript has 3 exons.